GAAAGUGUCUACUCAGAUUCGACCGUAUUGAUCGAUUGCACGUAGCAGACUCCUCCUCCUCCUCCUCCUCCUGAAUAUUUUCUAGUGACUUUUGCCUUUUAUCAUUACACUUGCGUAGAUCUGAGGAUUUGACAUUUUAUACUUGGGCACUCCGUAAUCAUCCUAAUCCAUAUGCUGGCCCCUCCUUGGCCCUUUCCCGUCCCUUGUUCAAUCUGGAAUCUUGCAGUUAUUUGAGGGAGAAUGACUGGUCCAUAACAGUCAAUAGGAAAGCGCUACGGAGAAAUAUCUCAUUCUUUUUUUUUUUCUCUUCUCUCUUCUUUAGACCUUUAGGGCCAAGCGACGUGUGAACAUCCCUCCCAUACUUACUUUUAGUCUUUUACUAGGUAUCUAGGUACUCCACCACUCACUCCACCACUCUCUCAAUUCAUCCCUCCAUUCCUUUUCUUAAACCACCCCCUCUCCCUCUCCCUCUCCCUCUCCCUCUCCCUCUUAUAAGUCCAAAUUCUUUCCCUCCUCCAUCUUACCACUUGCUCUCCAACCUCUUCACAAAACCUAAUACACAUCUUGAGGAGUGUGUACGAAAGUUGGUAAAAUUUAUCGUUGAGCCUUCUUUAAUUCUAUCCCACCAAAACCUCAACAAAUUUGGUCGAUUCACUUCAGACGGCUACAAUCUUGUCACUCCCUAUUGCCUCGAACAUCGAAGUGAUAAUUUCCUUCGAAUUCUCAUUCUUUUUCUCUUAAUUUCGAGUCUACAAAAAUUACAACACCAUGGCCUCUACCACUGCUCUCCCAAAGCGCACCGCCGUUCAAAGAACGGUGACCUCCUCCACUGCCGAAUCAGCUCCCUCGACAGCUGCCGGUUCCCCCAAUGAUACCCCAAGACAAUCCCCCUCGUCUACUUCUCUGUCAUCUAUGUCAUCUCUAGGCGAAGAUGUUAAGAGCACCAAGCCAUAUGGCAAACUCAUCGAUACUUACGGAAACGAAUUUGAGCUUCCAGAUUAUACCGUCAAUGACAUCCGUAACGCAAUUCCAAAGCAUUGUUACGAGCGAUCUGGAGUAAGGGGUUUGGCUUAUGUUGCUCGCGAUAUUGCCAGCUUAGCCACCACAUUCUUCCUCUUCAACAAAUACCUUACACCAGAAAACGUUCCCUCAACUCCAGCGCGCGCUGUGCUGUGGGCUUUAUACACCGUUGUUCAGGGUUUGUUUGGUACUGGUCUCUGGGUUCUUGCUCAUGAGUGUGGCCAUCAAUCUUUCUCGACUUCAAAGGUCUUGAACGAUACAACUGGGUGGAUCUGCCACUCUGCUCUUCUCGUCCCAUACUUUUCAUGGAAGAUCUCUCACGGCAAGCAUCACAAAGCUACUGGCAACAUGGAGCGUGAUAUGGUUUUCGUUCCAAAGACCCGUCAAGAUUAUGCUACCCGCGUCGGCAAGUUCGUUCAUGAGCUUCACGAGCUCACCGAGGAGACUCCAAUCGCAACUCUUAUUCACUCCAUCGGACAACAACUUGCUGGCUGGCCUUUGUACUUAUUCAUGAACGUCACCGGUCACAACAACCAUGAGCGUCAACAUGAGGGUCGUGGAAAGGGUAAGGUCAACAGUUUCUGGACCGUCAGUCACUUCAACCCAGCCAGUCCUCUUUAUGAAGCUAAGGAUGCCAAAUUGAUCUUGUUGAGUGAUCUCGGUAUCGCCAUCACCGCCGCUGUCCUUAUCAUGCUUAGCAAGACAUACGGAUUUUACAACAUGGCUAUCUGGUACUUCAUUCCAUACCUCUGGGUAAACCACUGGCUUGUUGCUAUCACCUUCCUCCAACACACCGACCCAACUCUUCCUCACUACUCUGGCGAGAGCUGGAACUAUGUUCGUGGAGCCGCAGCAACCAUCGAUCGUGAAUUCGGAUUCAUCGGACGCACUCUUCUUCACGGUAUCAUCGAGACCCACGUUCUUCACCACUACGUCAGCACCAUUCCUUUCUACCACGCCGAUGAGGCUACCGAGGCCAUCAAGCCUAUCAUGGGUCGUCACUACAGAGCCGAUGUUCGAGGCGGAUCCCUUGGAUUUUUGAAGAGCUUGUGGUCCAGCGCUCGUUGGUGCCAGUGGGUCGAGCCAUCUGAGGGUGCUGAAGGUGAGGGCAAGAAGGUAUUCUUCUUCCGUAACCGCAAUGGACUCGGUACACCACCAAUGAAGCUCAAGGCAUAAAUUGAGUAUACGAAGUGCUCGUAAACUCAAACGUUGGUGGAGGGAAUUAGCUCAAAAGUAACGGGGGGCCUGUGGUGAUUUAUCUGCUUUUACAUUUGUUGAAUUUCUGGGGGACGGGGUGUUAGGAGGCGCAAAAUAACUUUCAAGCUACGAAACCAUUUUGCACGUUCGCUCGCUGUAAUACGCAUCGAUCAAUGUGGUAGUCGGAAACGACGACUUACUGUUUCUCCUUUCUGUAUCCCGCGCUGCAAGUUAGAGCUAGAAGAGAAUGGCUAGAUUAAAAACCAAGAAAUGAAAAUUUAUGAAUGAAUAACCUUUAUA
Botrytis cinerea B05.10 is the source of this 2517-nucleotide messenger RNA. RefSeq lists its product as hypothetical. NCBI's taxonomy places the organism in Eukaryota, Fungi, Ascomycota, Leotiomycetes, Helotiales, Sclerotiniaceae. The record is from RefSeq and is a predicted model, not a curated record. The transcript has 2 exons. The coding region runs from base 769 to 2196 and encodes 475 amino acids. Gene Ontology annotation, biological process: lipid metabolic process. Gene Ontology annotation, molecular function: oxidoreductase activity.